GUGGAAAUAGUUAGCUUGUUUUCUAUUAUUUCGCUUUUAGCCACCAUAGAUGGAGACCAAUUUUAUAUUCACUAUAAAGAUGGUUUUGGUGAGCCGGAAGCCAAUCAUUGGCUUGGGCUAGACAAGAUUCACUACAUCACGACAAGUCGUCCACACCAUUUAUUUGUGCAGGUCUUUAAUAAUAUAGACUGGAAAGAAAGAUGGCGGAAAUAUGAAAACUUUAAAGUCGAAGAUGAAUCCACCAAUUAUCGUAUGACGUAUUCUGGGAGUUUUCCAUGGACCCAGUCAGAAGCAAGUGCUGAUCCUUACUGGACCAAGGCCAUCUUGUCGACACCAUUAGGUGAUUCUAUGAUUGGGUUAAAUGGUUCAGCUUUCAGUACAUUUGACAGAGAUAAUGAUCUGGAUGCUGGUAGAAACUGUGCUCAAGAGUAUCAAGGUGGCUGGUGGUACAACGCAUGCGCAGAUUGUAACCCAAAUGGUCCUCUCAAGAAUCCUCGAAAUCCAAGCGCACUUGACGAAGCCUUUUGGAAAUAUGAUUUUAUGAAUAACUAUACACCACAUAUAGAGAUGACUAUCAGAACAGCUUAAACCGUAUACAUUUUAUGGUAUCAAGGUGGCUGGUGAUACAACGCAUGCGCAGAUAGUAACCUAAAUGGUUCUAUAAAGAAUCUUCGAAAUCCAAGCUCACUUGACGAAGCCUUUUGGAAAUAUAAUUUUAACAAUAAAUAUAUCCCGUUCGUUGAGAUUAUAUUAAGAGUUGUUU
Messenger RNA from Patella vulgata (common limpet), 763 nucleotides. RefSeq names its product angiopoietin-related protein 6-like. The annotation marks the transcript as partial. The transcript is spliced from 3 exons. The record is from RefSeq and is a predicted model, not a curated record. Lineage: Eukaryota; Metazoa; Mollusca; Gastropoda; Patellidae.